Messenger RNA from Carassius carassius (crucian carp), 3419 nucleotides. RefSeq names its product sorting nexin 19a (gene snx19a). Bases 310 to 3024 code for a protein of 904 amino acids. Gene Ontology annotation, molecular function: phosphatidylinositol binding. Gene Ontology annotation, cellular component: early endosome membrane; intracellular membrane-bounded organelle. The transcript has 12 exons. The record is from RefSeq and is a predicted model, not a curated record. Lineage: Eukaryota; Metazoa; Chordata; Actinopteri; Cypriniformes; Cyprinidae.
CAUAAUCUGAUUAGAGUUAAAUAGAUUAGACAGACUACAAACGUCGAGAGAAACGACACGAGAUGCAAACACCAUUUAAAUGAUAAUAUUGGUAUACUGACCAUCUCAUAGACAGCUUUUAGGGCUCGUCUAUCUCACGAUGUGAAGUGAAGAAUAUCGUUUUAGUCAUGGAUGGUGUAAUGCUCGUCAGGAACUGUGACUUCUCAUUUGCUCACUUACUACCUCACUGAAACAGUAAGUUUUCUUUCAAAACAAAUUUUCUUUUCUAUUGUCCACCCCUUUCCAAUUUAAGAUCUCAGAUGUGACAAAAUGCCUGGUGCUGUCAGUCCAAAUCCUUGGAGUUUCUCUGAGUUACUGGGGCAGAGGAGCAUUCUUGGAGUUGUAGUUUUGAUUGCAUGGUUAGUCCUGUUCCAUUUUCUGGUGAAUGUGCUGGGUGGAUGGCUGGGAUCUCGUGUCGCUUUGGAUGCCAACAGCCUCCUUCAUUUGGAGCACUUUCUGCCGCUGCGUCAGUCCCCUGAAGUUCACACUACCUCAGAGAGUGAACAAAGACUGGAUUGGGAGAUUCAGAGUGCUGUUGACAAGGCUGUGCGGGACUUUGUGUCAUCCUGGUACUGCAGUUCUGUUUCUAAAGGAGGGAAUGAGUUUGAAUGGGAGGUGAGGGAUGCCAUGCUGGAGGCGGCCGCUGAACUGAAGAGGAGGGCGAAGCAGGUGGACCGGAAAGCGCUGGCACAGAGGGUUCUAGAGCUUUGCGGAUGCCAUCUGCAGAGCUUUAGCCAAGCCAAGGAACUCCAACGCACACUGCAAGAAGAAUCUGACCAAACCUUUUCAAGCUCACAAAAACUAUGGAGAUUGUACAGUAGAGCUGAUUUGCCUCACCCAGCCCUGACUGGCCCAGCUAACCAGCUCUGCUACACCAGAGCACUGGUAGAUCUCCUCAUGCACGUCCUUAUUCCCAAAUCUCACUUGGAAACAAGAACAGGCCAGUACAUGGUGGGAGAGCUCAUCACCUGCAAUGUUGUUCUGCCCCUCGUGGCAAGAAUAUCCAAUCCAGAUUGGUUAAACCAGGCCAUUGUAGAUGUGUUCACUCAAUCUACUGACAAAGAAGCACCAAGCCCACAGCAAACACCUCCAGAAGAUGAAGAAGAAUCUGUUGGCAGCUUCUGGGAUUGUGACUGCCCAGUUACUGUCAACUGUCCUGAAACCUCCAGCAUGCAGACAGCUUGGUCUGAAUCCACAGCCCCACUUCAUGAUUCAUCUGAAACAAGUUUCCAGAGUCAGUGGUCCUCUGAUGAAAAUGUACAAGGGACGAGAAGUUCCACCAUUCUUUUUCCAGAAAGAAUGACCCAAAGUACAGCCGAACUGCUCAGAUCUCCUUACCGCACCAGCCGCCUCUAUAGACACAGUGACUACGACCUGGAUUCCCCCUCUUCAGAUGAGAGAAAGAUAUCUAGUGAGUCUUUGAAACGAACAGACUCAGAUGAUGAGAACUUUUGCGACUGCAUGUCUCCUUCAGACUGUUGUGGCUGGGUUUGUCUGGAGGAAGACACGUUGGGUCUUUUGGGGAAGUGUUUCAGGCAAAAUGUGUUCAUUUCAGAGCCUCCAUCACAGGAGAGUACAGUGGAAGAGUGUCCAGUCCAACCCCUGACUUGCACACCGAACUCAAUCCCCAGAAGCCUUGGUCUGGACUCAUUAGUUUUCGGUAACUUGGGAAAUCUUGAGGGACUGGUAACUAUUCAGAACUUGCAAAUCACUGGGACCAGCACAGCCAAAGAGCAAAGAAGCAACAGCACUAAUCCUUAUACUCUUUACACUAUAAAGUAUGAAACUGCUGGAGAUUCAGUGAGUUCAAAGACUGAUCAGCCUGUUGUAUAUCAUAUGGUGAACCGGCGCUACAGUGAAUUCCUCAAUCUGCAGACCCGUUUGGAGGAAAGGCUGGAUCUCAGGAAGGUGAUCAAAAAUGUCAAAGGUCCAAGGAAACUCUUCCCAGACCUUCCCUUCAGCAACCUAGACACAGACAAAGUGGAAGCCAGAAGAAGCCAACUGGAAUCAUUCCUCAGGAAACUGUGCACCAUCCCAGAGGCAGCUAACAGCGAGGAGGUGCGUGAAUUUCUUGCCCUCAACACUGAUGCCACAGCAGCUUUCCAGAAAAAGCCGUCAAGUUCACGCAUAGACAAGAUGGUGGAGAACAUAGUGGACACUCUGAAGACUGCAUUUCCGCGCUCAGAACCCCAGAGCCCCACAGAUGAAGGAGACCCACAAAGAAAACCCCGUCUGAGAUUCUCCAGUAAAAUAGCUAUUAAUGUUCCAAGCCUGCAACCUAAAGUGAUGUACUCUUUCAGUGAACGCUGCUCAGUUCUUCAAGGUUUCUCCCUGUCAGAUCUGGAGGGGUUUGUGGAGGAACAGGAGAAGCAGGUGGACGGGGGUGUCAAGAGUCAGUAUGCAGGAGGAAGACCCUUGAGAGAACAGAGAUCUCUAGAAAAAAGAGGAAGAGGAGCAGACACUACCCUGGCAGAUAUCGCGCUGAAUAUCUUGUGUUUGCUGAUGAAGGGCCAGUGGAGCUGGCUGUGUACAGAAAACAUCCAGAAAACCAUCAGACUCCUCUUUGGCACUUUUAUUGAAAGGUGGUUAGACAUAGGUAUAGCCCACCUAACCAGCGCCCCAUGCUGGGUGAUCUACCUGCGUGUUCUCCAGGAUGCAGUGUGGCCCGGGGGUGAUCUGCCUGUGGUGCCUAGGACAGAGAGGAGCCCAGAGCAGAGAGAGAAGAUGAGACUCCAGUGCCUGCAAUGCCUCAUGCGGCUGUUCCCAGAGUUAAUUACAGACAUACUUGGCACUGAGAAAUGCAGGCUGGUGUGGGAGCAUGUGCUAGAAUCUCUACAGGACCCCAGUAUUAACAGGCACUUGGUUUACUGUGUUUUUGACCUGCUGCUGGAGUUCCUUGUUCCAGAAUUUUCUGAGGAGACGUUCCAGAAGUCUUUACUUCAGAGUCUCCCUGGGGAUGAAGAGAGAACACUAUCAUCCGCCUAAAGACACUAUGUUUCUUUUCUUCCCUCUUUCAAAACUAGUGCAGUGGUUUUGAGAUGAGGAUAUUUGGAUCUGUUUUUAUCAGAAUAGCUUAUCAGUUUGGCUGGCUUUGUAGACAGCUGUUCUUGUCUCUCAGUUUCUUUCUGACUUUCUAAGUCGCUGUCUCUUUCAAAUGGGUUUAGAGAAGAAGUUCAAAAUAAGGUUUAAGGCACCAUUUUGAACUUUAAAUUACCCACAAUGUGUAGUCUUCAAAUACUGAAUAUUUUCUAUUCAGACUAACUUGCAAGUGAACUUCAUUUCACAUCAAAGUCCUUGGAGACCACUCAGAUAAGCUCUUGAAUGUAUUGAUGGUACAUUCAUAAAGUAUGCACUUAAUAUGCAACUUAUUCAGGACUAUU